CGCAAAUUUCCACCUGCAGGAAAGGAUUUUGCGACGCAUUUUCUGAGCCGCUUCACUUCCAAAGAACAAGGGAAUCGUUAUUAUUAUUACUGCAAGUUUGAUUCCGACGGAAACCUGUUCAGUUAACGGAUCGACAUGCCCCGCUCAUUUCUGGUGAAAAAGAAAAGGUGCGCGUCUUUUAAUGCUCACCGAUCAUAUGAGGACGAGCCGAAGGCCCCGAUGUGCACAGAAGUCCCACCAAAGGUUCAGAGUACAGACUUUUCAGACAGGCCUCAGUCGGAGGGACAGUCUUCCCCUCCGGACCACCGCUUGUUUGAAAAGGACGAGGCAGAGCUUGAAUGUCCCUUAUCUGCUCACCUAGAGCCAACCAGACUCCCUGUGGCUCCCACACAACCAUACUACCUAAAUGAGCCUCACAUGGCAGGAUUUCCUCCUUACUACAAGCCGACGUACGCCUGGGAGCCGGUGCCUUCCUCCUACGAGCUCCGUCAGAUGAGUUUCAGCCCCACAGUGCUGCAGCAUGCCAGCAAUCUGUACGGCACCCACAUCAGCCGCAGUCCACAGCCGCAGCAGCCUCUGGACUGCAGCACGCACUACUCCCCCACCUCCAGCACCUAUCACUGCAUCACCUGUGACAAGGUGUUCUCAACGCCCCACGGACUGGAGGUUCACGUCAGGAGGUCGCACAGUGGAACGAGACCUUUUGGCUGCAACAUCUGUAGAAAAACCUUUGGCCAUGCCGUCAGUCUGGAGCAGCACAUGAACGUCCACUCUCAGGAAAAAAGCUUUGAGUGCAAGAUGUGUGGCAAAUCAUUCAAGCGCUCCUCCACUCUCUCCACGCACCUGCUCAUCCACUCGGACACGAGGCCUUACCCCUGCCAGUACUGCGGCAAGAGGUUCCACCAGAAGUCUGAUAUGAAGAAACACACGUACAUUCACACCGGUGAAAAGCCCCACAAAUGCCAAGUGUGUGGUAAAGCGUUCAGCCAAAGCUCCAACCUGAUCACCCACAGCAGGAAACAUACAGGCUUCAAACCGUUUGGAUGUGACAUUUGUUCCAAGGGCUUCCAACGUAAAGUGGAUCUCCGCAGGCACCACGAGAGCCAGCACGGCGUGAAGUGAAGACCAAACGAGCACGAGAGCCUAAACCUAACAGCACCAAGUGUUUGUACAUGUACAUUAAAUUCCAAUGAAAACAAUAAACGGAUAUUGAUGUAAUCUAGAUGUCUGGUAGAUUUUGGAUGGAAGAAUAAGGAAGGAUGGAAGAAUAAGGAAGCUGUGAAAUAAAAUUCUAAUUGAAGGUGAUUUAACUUGAGAAAAAACUGAGUGAAUUAAAAUGUAUUAGUUAAUAUAUUGUAAUCUUAGUAAUAAGUAAUCUUUUAAAGAUGUGUUUACAUGUGGAUGAAUGGGAGAUGUGCUGAUGUCAUUUAGAUUAAAAAUAUGCUUUUGGCUUUUGAUAACAAAAACAACAAGAAUUGUAUCUUUGGCGUCAUAUAAUUUAUUUAAAAUAUGCUUGAGCAAUGUACUGUAUGUUGGCUGGAGUCUGUGUGUGAGUCGAUAAAUGCUUUCAAUUAAAAUAAAGGGUGAACUAGGAAAA
Messenger RNA from Siniperca chuatsi (mandarin fish), 1597 nucleotides. It is a transcript of the gene gfi1b, whose product is annotated as growth factor independent 1B transcription repressor. Lineage: Eukaryota; Metazoa; Chordata; Actinopteri; Centrarchiformes; Sinipercidae. The coding region runs from base 136 to 1122 and encodes 328 amino acids. Gene Ontology annotation, cellular component: nucleus. The transcript is spliced from 8 exons. The record is from RefSeq and is a predicted model, not a curated record.